Messenger RNA from Emiliania huxleyi CCMP1516, 435 nucleotides. RefSeq lists its product as hypothetical. The annotation marks the transcript as partial. The record is from RefSeq and is a predicted model, not a curated record. NCBI's taxonomy places the organism in Eukaryota, Haptophyta, Isochrysidales, Noelaerhabdaceae. The transcript has 3 exons.
AUGUGGGCCUCCGGGCCUGCUGCGGCGGCGCGGCCGGUUGAGGCCGGGCUCGGCCCGGCCCGCGACGGCUGGCCGCCGACGAGCGCGCUCGCGCUGCUCGUCAAAAUGGCAGCGGUGUCGAUUGCGGCGACGGUCGUUCAGUCGCUCAGCGCUCAGGCGCCUGGCAUGAGCCUUCCGCGAUUCGAUCCCGCAGCCAAAAACUGCUCGCUCGAACCGCGGCCGACUCCGCCAUCGCGGCCGCAGCUGUUGAGCUCUCCAGAAAACUGGUGCCUCAUAUGCUGCCUCCCUGCAGAUGCUGCCGGCGAGCCUGGCGGUCCGCUGUACUUCAAGGAAGCGCUGACACGAUUCUACCUCGAAUUCUUCUACCCCCACGACUCGGAACGCGAAUGCAUUCGUGGCAUCCUAUGGGUCGUCCAGAGUAUCGACCUCUGGCGA